Molecule: messenger RNA, 2459 nt
Organism: Protopterus annectens (West African lungfish)
Lineage: Eukaryota; Metazoa; Chordata; Ceratodontiformes; Protopteridae
Gene: KCNIP3
Product: potassium voltage-gated channel interacting protein 3
Exons: 8
Coding region: 487-1164 (225 amino acids)
Biological process (GO): regulation of potassium ion transmembrane transport; negative regulation of transcription by RNA polymerase II
Cellular component (GO): voltage-gated potassium channel complex; nucleus
Molecular function (GO): RNA polymerase II cis-regulatory region sequence-specific DNA binding; potassium channel regulator activity; DNA-binding transcription repressor activity, RNA polymerase II-specific
Source: RefSeq, a predicted model, not a curated record
AAAGGACAGAUACCUAAAGUGCUUCUGUUUUAUCAAAAAAGUUUGACUGGAACUAGAAGUGAGGGGCUGUAGUUUUACCCAUUAUCACUUGUUAGAACUCCAGGAGUGAGUGGUCCUGGGUAACAAACUAGUGAAUAAAAGAAUGUGUUAAAAAGCAUCAAAAAAUGCAAAUGUUAUGAAAAUAAUUGUGCUAAGAAGGAAGUAAUACCAUGGGAAAGGAGAUGAACUGAGAAACUGAUGUUUCUGAAUUGACGCAGAAUAAAAGGGAUGCAUAAACCGUUACCCAAAAGGAAACCUUGAACCUCUGCAUCAAGGAGAAACAAAAACUAGCUGCAGGCAGUCAGCAGUGUAAUUCCACUGUGAAACCAUACUCAGUGGAAGUCCUACACCAACAAGGAAGGACGCUCAGUGCACACCUUGGGAUAAAUUAUACAGACAAGUGUGAACAAGAUCACUUCAGCACAAGCUAACGCAGAAGUCAGGACCAUGAGUAACUACAGAAAGGGAUGCAGAAACCAACUUCUAAAAGCUCUCCAGUGUUUCUUUGGCUUUAUUACAGGGACUCUGGCACAAGAUAGCAAUGAUGCUGAAUUAGAACUGUCAGCAGUGCGGCACCAACCAGAAGGACUUGACCAGCUGCAGGCACAGACAAAAUUUACUAAGAAGGAGCUGCAGUCCCUGUACAGAGGAUUCAAAAAUGAGUGUCCAAGUGGGCUGGUGGAUGAGGAAACAUUCAAAUUAAUUUAUGCGCAGUUUUUCCCACAAGGAGAUGCCACAACAUAUGCUCAUUUCCUGUUUAAUGCUUUUGACGUGGACAAGAAUGGAUCCAUCCGUUUUGAGGACUUUGUGAUUGGUCUCUCGGUGUUGCUACGUGGAAGUGUAAAUGAGAAACUUAACUGGGCAUUCAACCUUUAUGACAUCAACAAAGAUGGAUAUAUCACCAAAGAGGAAAUGCUAGCGAUUGUGACGUCUAUUUAUGACAUGAUGGGAAGAUAUACAUAUCCAUCUGUACGGGAGGAUGCCCCUCUGGAACACGUGGAGAAAUUCUUUCAGAAGAUGGACAGAAACCAAGACGGUGUAGUGACUUUUGACGAGUUCAUGGAGACAUGCCAAAAGGAUGAAAACAUUAUGAACUCCAUGCAGCUAUUUGAGAAUGUUAUAUAGGAAUCUUAGACCUUUGACCAGUACAUCUUUACUUGUAAGAGCUGCAGUCGCAGGAUCAAGUCUACAGGCGCAGUGUACUCCCUUCCCAGUGUACUUUCCCACAUCAUCAACAAAAGAAACAUUUAUGAAUAUUUUAUACAAAACAAAAAAAAACAUACAACUCCCUACACCACAAAGCGUUACAGGAGUUGUCUCCUGAAUUCCAAGUUUAUUUGGAGCUGGAACUCAAGAAGAAAAUACAUUUUUAUAACUAUUUUUCUGGCAAGUAGAUAAACUGUACUAUGGAAAAAUGGUAGAUCAAACAGACAAGGGAGGGGCUAAUGCAAAGGGUGGGGUGGCAUAUUAGAAAAAAACUACAGAAAAUGUCUGUGAAAAAUUCUAUGACAGUCAAAAACGAGAGGAAUUUAAAGCAGUACAAUGACUUUUUUCAUCCCAAAUCAAUGCUUUGUUUUCACUAUCAGGUCAAUUCCAUUUUGACAGCAGGGCUGAUUUUUUUUUCUUUUUCUGUCUACCAAAGGAUGUUUAAUAAUAAAAGCAAAAGCUACGGUCCCCUGCUGUAACGGCAGCAGUGACAUGUUACAACCAUCAAUGAACAAAAGCAAGUGAUUCUCGCCAUUCAUCAUCAUCAAGAAAAGCAAAGACUUCACCAAAAUGUACCAACACACUGGUUCUAUAAACAGCCAAACAGGUGUUAGAAUUCCUAAGAGUGCCCCAGCCCCAUAAGCUCCUAUUACAAAGCAUGUUGGUUAAAAAUGUGGUAUGGUGGUAAUGCUUUAUAGUUUAGCACAGUAGCACAAACCAGAGAUAUUCAGCUUUCUUGAAUGUACAAAUCAGUUUUGAAACUGAACAUCAGUAGACAGUUACUUUUGUAAUUGCAAAUGGUGCAUGCAAGUCAUUAUCUGCUGUAUUUCACCACUUAAGGAGCAGAAGAGAUUGCUUUUUUAAAUGUAUGCAGCAACUACUACUGUUGGUACUAAGUGGUACAAAGUUAAAGUCUGGAGAUGUUUCAAUUAUCUUUUUUUGCCAAACUUCUGAAAAAAAUGGAAAAGAGAGAUUUAGAAUUCCCUACUGAAGUAAAUCUUAACAUGGAGUGCAUUUCACAUUACAACACCAUAUAUCAACAUGUAUGUAUUUUAGGAUAUUCAGGUUUUGUAACACUUUAGUUUUCUGAUACCUGGCAGAUAAUCUCAUUGAGUUACUAAAUGUAUGGAUGUGUGAAUCUCUCUAUAUAUUAAGUAUGCUACCAUGUAUUCAACACUGGUGCAUUUGAAAAUUAAAAUAAGCUUAAAAAUCAG